Molecule: messenger RNA, 788 nt
Organism: Solanum tuberosum (potato)
Lineage: Eukaryota; Viridiplantae; Streptophyta; Magnoliopsida; Solanales; Solanaceae
Exons: 1
Coding region: 671-775 (34 amino acids)
Source: RefSeq, a predicted model, not a curated record
UUGUUUGGGGAAAAAAGAGAAUGUUAAAUCUGUUUGAAGAAAUUGCAAAUGAAGAUUCCAUGUAUAGUCCCAAUGCACAAAACACAAAAGCCCCUGAAUUUCAAAAAGACCAGAAAGCUGACAACAAAACCCCCCCACACAGUGGCAAAACUGUAGUUCCCUACUACCCCCAAGCCUGUUUCUGUCAAUUAAAUUCUCUCCACAUUGGUUACUUUCUUUAAUCAUGGCCAAUUUUUAGCUGCACCAUUUUCUUCUUCAUCUAACAAGUGAUGAGCAAAUACCAUUGUCAGCACUGAGGAAAACACACUGAAACUAAACUUCAACCACUCAAAACCUUCAUAAAAAAGCCCUUCUUUUUUCACCCAAAAACACACACUGUGACAUAACAUUAGUAUACACCAAAGAUUCUAUAUCCCACUCAAGAACUCUGUAAAGUUCUGAUCUUUACAUUUAUCUACACUCAAAUUUUCAAUUUUUUCUUAGAUUCUUUAUUUGGGGUUUUCUGAAAAUGGAGAAAAUUGUGUUUGUUGUUAACUGUGAGCUUAAAGCUUGUGGUAUUGUGUAGUUUUCUGUAAAGGUUCUUAUCAGUUUUACUAUCUAGAGAGAAAAGUUUUAGCUUUUCUCAUUUUCCUCUCUUUUCACUUUCUUUCCUCUCUUUUGUACCAUUAUAAUGGGUUGCAGAGUUAUGAUAGUAGUGAAUUUGGAUCCACAAAGGAAGAGAAGUGGUGGGUUGAGAACUAAACAGGCAGGGCGUGGGUCUUGCCGAGGAAGUUAGACCAUUUACUUCA